GCCCCCGACCGACCGAGCACCAACCAACCCGUCGUCCGACCGGGCAAAAGAGAAGUUUUCCGGUCAAGUUCGCACGGACAAGAAUCAUAGGCUGUGCUUCAAUUGUCGGAAGUGCCAGCGACCUUAGUUCGCCCAAGAUUCCCGGACCAGGCGCGAUGGUCGCCGUGACGGGCCGUGAUCCUCCGAGCUCUGCGAGUUCUGAGUGCAGCGAAAACAGCGAAGACUUCGGCGGCGGUACAAUCGAUGUUCAGCUAGAGUUCGAGACCAAAGUGGAGACACCAACCUCACCCUCUGCCUCAAGGAAUCAAAACAAAACUCACCGGCGGGAAAGGACUUUUUCUGCCUCUUCGAACAAAGGUGACCCUCCAGUGAUUCGAACCAGACAGCGCACCAUAUACACAGCCGGAAGGCCUCCGUGGUACGAUAAACAUGGCCAAACCAUCGAACCAUUCGUUAUCGGUAUCUGUGGGGGCAGCGCUUCUGGUAAAACCACAGUCGCGAAGAAGAUCAUCGAAGCUCUCAACGUACCCUGGGUCACAUUGCUCAGCAUGGACUCAUUCUAUAAGGUGCUCAACGAGGACCAGCAUGAGCAAGCCGAAAAGAACAAGUACAAUUUCGAUCAUCCAGAUGCUUUCGACUUCGAUCUUUUGAUCGAUACAUUGAAGAAGCUGAAAGAAGGCAAACGGGUCGAGGUUCCCGUGUACAAUUUCGUGACACAUGCACGCGAAAAGCGCUUCAAGUUCAUGUACGGAGCGAACGUGAUCAUAUUCGAAGGAAUUUUAUGCUUCGCCCACAAAGACCUGCUCGACAUGAUGGACAUGAAGGCGUUCAUCGACACCGACUCGGAUAUUCGUCUAGCGCGUAGAUUGAAACGCGACAUAUCGGAGCGCGGUCGUGAUCUCAUUGGAUGUCUCAGUCAAUACGAGCGUUUUGUGAAGCCUUCUUACGAUCUACACAUCGCGCCCACCAUGCGGCACGCCGAUCUUGUGGUGCCCAGAGGGGGCGAGAACACAGUUGCCAUCGACCUCAUAGUGCAUCAUGUGCAUGCGCAGCUGCAAGCACGCGGAUUGAAACUCCGCUCUGCACUGGCCGAAAUCCACAACGACCAGCCGAUGCCAACCAGUCUGCACAUUCUACCCGAGACUUCGCAGGUUCGAGGGAUCCAUACGUUCAUCCGGAAUCGGGACACGGAUCGCGAUUCUUUCAUCUUCUACUCGAAGAGACUGAUGCGUUUGUUGAUCGAGGAAUCGUUGUCGCUACUUCCUUUCAAGCAGAUCAUCGUCGAGACUCAACAGAACCUCGUCUAUGAAGGCAUGAAAAGCGGAGCGGGUAAAAUCUGCGGGGUUAGCAUCCUUCGCGCCGGAGAGACGAUGGAGCAAGCAUUGUGUGACGUACUGAAAAAUGUCCGACUCGGGAAAAUCCUCAUCCAAACGAACACCAUGACCGGCGAGCCCGAACUCUACUAUCUUCGACUGCCAAAAGACAUACAGGACUACCGGAUAUUUCUGAUGGACGCAACCGUCGCCACGGGAGCCGCAUCCAUGAUGGCCAUCCGAGUCCUCCUCGACCACGACGUUCCUGAAGACAAUAUAACUUUGUGCUCACUGCUGAUGGCCUCCUCGGGAGUUCAAUCGAUCGCCUACGCCUUCCCCAAAGUACAAAUCGUCACCACAGCGGUCGAUCCCGAGAUCAACGACAAGUUUUACAUCAAGCCUGGUAUCGGAAACUUCGGAGACCGAUACUUUGGCACCGAAGCUAUUUCAUACAGCUAGAGCCUGCGGCAAAGAAGCUUUGCCUUGGAAUACUGCUCUGCGGAUGGCGAAAACGGAGAAAAAGAAGGAAAGCAUAGUCAAAGUUCCUUGAGAGAAACAAGGAAUCGAUGCACGGAGGGAGGUGCGGACCACGCGGAAUUCGCCAUGUGCGAGGCAACUCCUCGCUGCAAUGAGAAGAGUCUCUUCCAAGUACGGAUGUGCUCCUGUAUACUGUUCUUGCGACAUCCCCCAUAAUUCAUCAGCGGUC
This is a messenger RNA of Galendromus occidentalis (western predatory mite), 2019 nucleotides long. Its product is annotated as uridine-cytidine kinase-like lethal (2) k01209. The record is from RefSeq and is a predicted model, not a curated record. Bases 156 to 1772 code for a protein of 538 amino acids. NCBI's taxonomy places the organism in Eukaryota, Metazoa, Arthropoda, Arachnida, Mesostigmata, Phytoseiidae. Gene Ontology annotation, molecular function: kinase activity; ATP binding. The transcript has 8 exons.